Molecule: messenger RNA, 1325 nt
Organism: Juglans regia (Persian walnut)
Lineage: Eukaryota; Viridiplantae; Streptophyta; Magnoliopsida; Fagales; Juglandaceae
Exons: 5
Coding region: 236-1135 (299 amino acids)
Source: RefSeq, a predicted model, not a curated record
UUUUGCCCACGCGGCGACCAACCAUAGAUUAAAAUUUAAAGUGGGAGAAAAAGGACAAAAAAAUCAAAAAACGAAAAAAAAAAAAAAAUCUUGCAAAGUUCAUUGGAUUCGCUUCUCCCCUGACCGUAGAAACUCCGAUCACCGGAUAUAUGGCCCGGUGGACGGAGCUUUGAACCAAUAAAACCAUCGUGUAUCCUUUAAAACCACAGUAAACCCUACCUGCUUGGGGGUUUGGAUGGAUUCCCUGGAGGUUUCCUCCGCCGACACUGAGAAGAAGGGAUUCCCCUUUUUAUUACUGCGAUGUUCUCUGGUCAUUCUCUUUCCUCUCAUUAGUUUCUUCGCCCUCUCGUUCCUGUUCUUAUUUACGACGAUUUUCGUGGCGAAUUCAUCGGUUAGCAGCCCAAUUUCCGUGCCCUCCCAGUGCAAGAUAGUCUCCAGCAGUGUGGAUCUUAGGUCCUCUAAGGUCUGUGAACUUGGACUGUUCAAUUAUAAAGCCAAGCAUGUGUUUUACCCCCUCGAAAGGAAGUUUCGAUGCCGUUAUGAUUACUAUUGGGCUUCAGUAUUCAAGGUGGAAUACAAAGAUCAUUCUUUAGGUCAGACACGAUUGGCAUCGGCAGAAGCUCCAAAUGAAGCCCUUCCUCUUAAUUGUAGGCCUAAUUUUGGUGCUGCAUGGUUGACCAAAGAUAAAUUCAAGGUGAAUAAAACUUAUGACUGCUGGUACACAUCUGGGAUAUCCCAAGUGAGCUUAUAUCAGUAUGGUUUUUUUAAUUGCCAAGCAAAAGAGCCAUCUACAAUUGAGAUGGUUAGGCGAUAUUCCAUCCUAUACACAAAGAUAUUACAGUCAUGGAUUUCCAGCAUGGGAAGAGAGAAGUAUUUGAGGUUGGAAAUGGUAGCUGGAGUUGUUACUGGUUUUUUGUCUUCCUUGAUCUCCAUAAGCUUUCUUAGGCUUAUACAUCAAAUGAAAUUAUGGUUGCCUCUCAUCCGUGCACCAAGGGCUCUCCUUCAGGUUGCCAAUACAGCGCGCUUGAAGCGUGCUUCUUUUCUUGUUGUAUACUUCUGUUUUGUUGGUUGGCUUGCCAUCCAGUAUGGGGAAAAGCUCGGGCUUCCAGAAAUUUUCACAGUUCUGAAGUCUUAGGCGGUACUUUUUGUUCCCCCUCUACAAUACUGGACUUGCAGCAACUAAUAUAUCAUCCCUUGUGCAAUGUUGUACAAUUGAGUGUUAUACAAUUUAUUUGACUCUUGAUAUGUAGCACAGCAACAACUUAAUGUAUAGGUUUCUUAUAAAAUAAGAAAGCCAUCAUCGGAAAGUUUAGUAUUGUAUCGAA